Messenger RNA from Theileria parva strain Muguga, 2381 nucleotides. Its product is annotated as Helicase associated domain (HA2) family protein. Gene Ontology annotation, molecular function: RNA binding; ATP binding. Gene Ontology annotation, cellular component: intracellular anatomical structure. The coding region runs from base 114 to 2303 and encodes 729 amino acids. The record is from RefSeq and is a predicted model, not a curated record. NCBI's taxonomy places the organism in Eukaryota, Apicomplexa, Aconoidasida, Piroplasmida, Theileriidae. The transcript has 3 exons.
AAUAUAAUAAUGAUUUUAAACACAAUUUCCCCGAUAAUUAAAUAAUUAUAUUCUUUUGUUGUUCUAAUAUUUAAAAGAUGGAGGAUGAAAUAGGUGUUUUAAUAAUUUAAAACAUGGACAAUCCGGUUAAAAAGAGAAAAACAAGAUUCUCUGAUGCUCCAAAUCCAGAUUCUGAUGAUUCCAAUCCUGUUGGCAAUAAUUUAAACAAUUUAAACCUGAAUAAUGAGAAGGAUUCCUUAGUUUCUGAACAUAAACCUUAUACAAGUAAUGAUUUGGAGAGUAAUGUGAAUAAAUGGACCGGCUUACCAUAUAGCCAACACUAUUACAAUGUGUUGGAGGGGAGGAAGAAGUUGCCUGCAUGGAGUGCCAGGAAGAACUUUGUAAAGCUUGUGAAGCGGAAUCAGGUUUUGGUUCUGGUUGGAGAGACAGGUAGUGGAAAAACAACCCAGAUGACUCAGUUUGCCCUUGAUGCUGGACUUUCUGGCCUCAAGCCAAUCGCAAUUACUCAGCCUCGGCGUGUGGCUGCAAUGUCGGUUGCUACCAGAGUUGCCGAGGAAAUGGACGUAGAACUCGGCGCUACGGUAGGAUAUACCAUAAGAUUUGAGGAUAAAUCCUCAGAAAAGACUAUGUUACGGUUUAUGACCGACGGGAUGCUCUUGAAAGAAAUUACAACCGACAAAAUGCUAUCACACUAUGGAAUGGUCAUUUUAGAUGAGGCCCAUGAGAGAACUAUAGCUACGGAUGUAUUAUUUGGGUUACUGAAGGACUUGAUAAAGCAGAGAAGUGAGUUGAAGUUGGUGAUAAUGUCAGCUACCCUUGAGGCAAAGAAGUUCCAGGCGUAUUUUGGGGGAUGUGACAUUUUGAGGAUUCCUGGAGCCAUGCAUCCUGUUGAGAUAUACUAUACUGCUGAACCUGAGAGGGACUACUUUGAGGCUGCUGUUAGAACUGCUGUUAACAUUCACAUGCAGGAGCCCGAAGGUGAUAUCUUACUCUUUCUGACUGGUGAGGAGGAGAUUGAGAAUGCUCGGCGUGAGAUUGAUGCUGCACUUGCUAGGCGAAACUGUGAGCUUCCUAUGACUAUUCUGACUCUGUACUCAUCUCUUCCUCCUGCGCAACAGCAGAAAGUUUUUGAACCUGUUUACGGUCGUAAGUGUGUUAUCGCAACUAACAUAGCCGAAACGUCAAUCACAAUUGACGGUGUAGUGUAUGUCAUUGACCCUGGCUUCAGUAAGCAGAAGGUGUAUAACCCCAGAGGAAGGAUAGAGUCCCUGUUAGUUUCCCCAAUUUCAAAAGCAUCUGCUCAACAGAGAGCCGGAAGAGCAGGUCGUACGAGGCCUGGAAAAUGUUUCAGACUCUACACUGAGUCCACUUUCAGCAAGGAGUUAGUCCCGGAGACUUACCCCGAGAUUUUGAGGUCUAACAUCGCGUCGGUGGUUUUGAGUUUGAAGAAAAUGGGUAUUGAUGACUUGGUUCACUUUGAUUUUAUGGAUCCGCCAGCUCCUGAGACAAUGAUGAGGGCUUUAGAGGAACUAAACUACCUUGGCGCACUAGACGACGAGGGAGAACUUACCUCAGUUGGCAGUCUCAUGGCUGAGUUCCCACUCGAGCCCCAGCUCUCAAAAGUACUUGUUCACUCCCCUGAAUUUAACUCUAUCACUUCUCUUACUGCCGUUGUCUCAAUGUUAUCCUGUGGUAAUGUGUUUGUAAGGCCCAGAGAAUAUGCUAAAGAAGCUGACGCAGCAAAGGCCCAAUAUGCAGCCCAGGAAGGAGAUCACAUUACACUCUUAAAUCUCUUCAACCAGUACCAAGCAGUUGUUAACUCUACUUCCGGUGGUUCCACCAGUUCCUCAGUAAGAAGAUAUUGCCAGGAUAAUUACGUCAACCCGAGAUCACUUUCAAGUGCUCUUAACAUCUAUCAACAACUUAUUACUAUACUCACACGUAUCCACCCUUCCAGCAGUGCUGAUAUAAUUAAACCAGGUGAAAGUAAAGAUAAAGAUUUGAGUUCUGUGGUAAAGGGAUUAGUGAAGGGAUUUUUCCAGCAGGUUGCUUACAAGAGUAGUAGGGGGCAUUACUUGUUGGUGAAGGAUAACCAGGCUGUUGCGUUACAUCCAUCAACAACUUUGCAACACACUCCUCAGUGGGUUAUUUACCAUGAAUUCAUCUACACUUCCAAAAACUACAUCAGGACAGUCACAGAGAUCAAGGGCGAGUGGUUGAUGGAGUUGGCGCCUCACUACUUCAACCCCUAUGAAAUGAAUAACCAGGAAACCAAAAACGCCUUUCUCUCACUUAAACACUAAUGUAACAUAUAAUUUGCUAUUCAACUUCGUUAUUGUAAUCUUAUAACUUCAGGACUCCCGAUAAUAUUUUAUCGCACA